AGGUAGGGUACAGUGCCCAUAUUUACUGUCCCUCACCUCCAACCACGCCUAUAUAACAUCUCUCCACCACCUCCAUCAGCGCAUCCAACCACCGCCUCGGCGUUUGUCACGAUCGCCUCUUCAAAGGUCAGCAUGUGACCCGAAAGAGGCAGUCUUCUGGAACUCUUCUCCAGGAGCUUUAGCACCGACCUAAAACCAAGUCAAACAUAAGUCAACUUUUCCCCUCCCGUCUCCAGCCGAUCCCCCGCAAGCGCAACACUACAGCGCCCACCACCCGCCCGAUUAGUCUACGGACAAGCCCCCGAAAAAGGAAGAAGCGCGCGAUUAUGGCUCCCCAGGUCAUUCGCCUGCCAGACGGGCAGACCUUUACCGUCACACCAGUCUUUGCAGGUCUCGGCUUCAAGAGCCAUGAGCUGAAUACGCAUCAUAAUGCGUUCCCUGUGGGGUGGACUGUUGUGCUGAACACGCAGAGCGAUGAUGCAUCUGAUGAUGAUACAGAGAAGCAGGAUGGCGAGAAUAGAGAGAAUGGUGUUGCGCUGGAUGGGAAGGCAAAGAGGCAGAUUCACUCUUUCGCUAAGCCGACGCUGCAGGGCGAUAACCUCUUCAUCUCGUCUAUCGCGAACCCUUCGAGCUCCGAGUUCAAACCCGCUGCGAGUCCUACACGACAGAUUGCCAUGAUGCUGUGGAUUACACUAUACUGGUACUUUCACCAGCCCGAGCCUGCGCCGCAAGUUCCUGCUCAGGCGGCGGAGAAGACCCCUCAAGCUGCGAAGCCUCGUGGUGAAUGGCGGAUCAACAUCAAGCGCGAUGGAGUUCUCCGAGGUCGGAAUUUGAUCCCCAAGCUUGAGCGCAUGGGACUUAUAACGUCGGGGAGCAGUGCUGUUGGAACGAGCUUGGAUGAUAACGGGGAGGAUUGGUCUGAUAUGUUUGUCUCGAGACGCAUGUUUUGGCAACUCCCCGGUCGGCUUUUUCUCUUCUCUUUGCAGCCUAACAAAGCCGGUGCGAAUUACGAUUCUGUUCCUGGAUCACCUAUUGGGAGUCGCCCGAAUUCACCUUUACCUAUGGAGCCACCAUCGUCAUUCCACAAGACUUUCCAGCACCAUUCGCCGCAUUCAUCUAUUAAUCGAGUAGAUUAUGAUCUUCCUGGUGGACCAACUCCAACGUCGAUGACAAACCCGCCAAGCUUCCCUAUUGGACCUUUCUUUUCGAGCUCCCAUCUUCCGACUUACUACCCACCUGCUCCUCUUCAAUAUAUUUUUACGAAUAAUAUCCGUCACCCGAUGAGACCAAAGCCACCUAGGAUGGGCGAAGUUUUCUAUACGAGAUUUGUCCCGAGUGUUAACCAGUACCUUUCAUUCCGAGUUGCUUCCAUUUCACCUAACCCUGUACCCUACCUUGGACCCGUUGGACCCAAGCCUCCUGAGCAAUCCCAUCUUACUACGAUGAAUGAUGCGGCUUUAUUAGAGAUGUGGAUGAAGAAGCCUCGAGUGAGCGCUUUCUGGGGCGAGUAUGAUGAACAAUUCCUCACCAAAUCGUUGAACCAACCUAACUCGUUCCCUGUAAUUGGACAAUGGGACGGCGUACCAUUUGGCUACUUUGAGAUCUACUGGGUCAAAGAGGACAUCCUCGGCCAGCAUCUCGGUAGCGAUGCUGCAGAUUGGGACAGAGGUCUUCACGUGUUCAUCGGAGAAGAGUGGGCAAGAGGACGAGUUCCAAUCUGGCUGACGGGAUUGGUGCAUUGGUGCUUGACAUCGGACUACCGAACAAUGAGUAUAUGCCUUGAGCCGAGAGUGGACAAUGCGAGGUUUCUGCAGGGUCUAGAGUUUACUGGAUUUUCGCGCGAGAAGCAGAUUUCGUUCCCGCAUAAACAGUCCUGGCUUGUUAGACUGCGUCGUGAGCAGUGGGAGGGACCUGCGCUUUGAACAUAUGGAUGUGGUGAUGAGAAUACGAGAGACGAUUCAUGAUGGAGGUAUUGGGUAUUAGGACGGAUACACGAGACAUCUUUGGGAAUUGAAUACGACUGUUAUGACUGAUAUCUGAACAUUUGCUCCAGUAAUGAUUUUUGUGGUCUGUUCUUGCUCACCGACACGGAUCGAAAAUGCUUUGUGUUGAACGGAGUACACUUGGAGGACAAAGCAUGUCGCGUCUCAAUUGAACAAGACCUUGGUUCACUCACACACUCAAGAACAGCCUAGCCGAAGACCAAUGCCAUAUCUUCUAUAAGAUAAACUGGCUCUUCAUGUCGAAAGAUCUCGACGUCUGGUGGCAGUUCCAACACCAAGGACUCAAGACAACCGUUUCAAGAAAAUCACCACCCAACUAAUUCACAAUGUGUCGGCAAGGCAACACUCCCCAAUCACCCGUCACAAUGACUGACGAGAACGCAUCAUUCAUCCGCCAGUCCUUUCUCCGUGGCUAUCUAGCACCAGCGUUCAAUCCCCCAAUCCGCAGCUGUCCCCGCUGUCAUGCCUCUUUCACCGGCUCCAAGACAAUGUGUCUCCGGUGCCUGAAAGACAUAUACAUCAAGCAAGUUGCCUCCAAGCGCGAAAUAGAAAGAGAUACAUUUCUCUCUCACUGCGGAAACGCAAAAUGCAAUGAGACUACUCACCACCUCGGCCCGGGGUGGUGUGUUCCCUGUAAUGCAGAGGGGAAGAAUGUGUAUCAGGUUAUUUGCCUGGAGUGCGAGCUUGUCAUGGAUGUGCCGUAUGUCGUUAGAGAUGAUCCGGGGGGAUUUGUGGAUAUGCUCAAGGUGAGUAGUUUGUGGUGUGUCAAGUGUAGUGGUCUGGCGGAUUCGUGGGUUAGGAUGGAUGAUUAGUCGUGCUGGCCUGACAUGGGGGAAUGGAUAUAUGGGCUAAUUAGCGCUUGGGAUAAUACCGCUGAUGUGAUAUCGUGAUAUUACUGCGGCUUAGAAGUCGGGUAUCUCGGAAGUGAGCAUGUCAGAUAUUCAGAUAAAGGUAAGCACUAGAUCCGCCGACUUGAAGGACAGAGUAUAAGAGCGGGACUGCGUCCGAUAAAUAACAAAUAAUACUAUCCUAUUGUCUCCAG
Molecule: messenger RNA, 3045 nt
Organism: Fusarium verticillioides 7600
Lineage: Eukaryota; Fungi; Ascomycota; Sordariomycetes; Hypocreales; Nectriaceae
Exons: 2
Coding region: 327-1922 (531 amino acids)
Biological process (GO): siderophore biosynthetic process
Source: RefSeq, a predicted model, not a curated record